GUCUAAAUUAAGUGUAUGUUUAUAUCGGUUCAAACGCCUUGUUUUGCUGUACUAAACUUGUAUACCUCAGGCAAUAAGGCUCAAACAUGGUGUCCAAGUAAAUGCAUAAGCAAAUGAAAUUGUAUUGGAGAUUCCCCUCCAUUUCUCUUUUUUCGUAUUAUCCUGACACAUUUAUUGAGAAUUUGAUUUUUUUAUAUAUUCCGAUGAAUACAGAUUCUAAACAGUGAGGAUUUAUGGUUUUAUUGUUGUUUUUAUCAGCUUAAGUUUCUUCUGAUUUGUGUCCAUGUCAGGACAGAACUGAUAUGUCAUGUUUCUUCUUUGCAAUUAUCUUAAAGAUUCAUACUGAUACAUGGGAAUUGGAAUACUCUGCAUUCAGUGUGUUGUUACAUCAUGCAAAACAAAUUAAGGCAGUAAAGUCAUAAAGUCAUUUGAUUAAUGUGAAUGUCAUCAGUUACCACAACAUCUCACAGAAUGACAAAUUGAUUGGGACCUUGAAACUGCCAGGAAAAUUUUUAUGCUGACUUGCAAAGAGGACCCAUGUAGUCUUUGUUUUCUUUGGUCCAACAAGCCAUCACUGUACUGCAACCCAACGCACACCACUUAUUUCCCACAUUAAAAGCACUGGAAACUGCCUCUCUCUCUCUCUCUCUCUCUCUCUCUCUCUCAUGAACCUGUUACUGCUUCUUAUAUGUGUUCCUCAUCCAUCACCUUGCACCACUUCAACCAUCUGAACCCAACAGGUUCGUAUGCUCCACCGUCCUCUCCACACCUCACCAUGCAGGAAGAAGAGUGCAAUGUAUCCCUCAGUCUUGCGAUAGGAGGAGUUGGGGAUUUGCCCUUCAUCAAAAACCUGAAUCAGACCUCGUUCAAAGAAGAGACGGAAGAGAAGAGAGAUGGUGGCGGCACGAGGAAGAAGCUGAGGCUCUCCGGAGAACAACUGGCCUUGCUUGAAGACAGCUUCAGAGCCCACAGCACGCUUGCUCCUGACCAGAAACAAGAGCUUGCGCAGAGGUUGCACUUGCAGCCGAGGCAAGUGGAAGUAUGGUUUCAGAACAGGAGAGCCAGGACCAAACUGAAGCAGACGGAGGUAGACUGCGGGUUCUUGAGGAGGUGCUGCGAGAGGCUGGCCAACGAGAACAGAAGGCUGAAGAGGGAGCUGAUGGAGAUGCGAUCAGUAGUGAAGCCCGGUCCGCAGCUCUCCGUAGAGCACCGCAAGGCAGCGCGGCUGAGGAUGUGUUCCUCGUGCGAGAAGAUGACGAGCGAUGAGAAAGAGAGCAGUCUACUGAGCACCAUCAAUUCCUGAGAAGAUUAAGAAGACCAAUUCAAUGGGGAAGAAGAAGGAACUGAUCAUAGAUUUCCAUGGAAGAGGUUGAAGGCUUACGACUGACUUGUUGGGUCAACUCGGAAUUAGGUAGAGGACGCAACGAGUCAACAGACCCCUUGUAAUACGUUGAGUUGACUCCGAACAGUUGUUGGGAGGUCUUCAAGCUUGAGUUGAGCCGC
Molecule: messenger RNA, 1503 nt
Organism: Musa acuminata subsp. malaccensis (wild Malaysian banana)
Lineage: Eukaryota; Viridiplantae; Streptophyta; Magnoliopsida; Zingiberales; Musaceae
Product: homeobox-leucine zipper protein HOX17-like
Biological process (GO): regulation of DNA-templated transcription
Molecular function (GO): DNA-binding transcription factor activity, RNA polymerase II-specific; sequence-specific DNA binding
Source: RefSeq, a predicted model, not a curated record